CUGACGGUACUCUCUCUCUCUCUCCCUGUCUCCCUGUGUCCCACUUCCCGACUGUCCGACUGUCUGUCUGACUGUCUGCGUGCCUGUUUGGGCAUCCCUGCAUCGCUCCCUUGACUCCCAAAUCCAAAUGCCGCUCCCCCCUCCCCUCCGCCGAUUUGAGUGCGUGCGUGCGGGGGAGGAGGCGCGUGGGAUUUGCGGGGUGUGGAGGGCGAGAGACCGAGAGACCGAGAGACGAGAGACGAGAUGUGGGGUACAGGCGGCCAAGCAGCAGCACACCACACGAGUAGAUGGUACUGUCCAAAUAGAUAUCUUUCCUACCUCGCUCGCCUAGUCUUCUGGAUGGGUCUCCAUAGGGACGGCCAAGAGAGAAAAGAAGAAGGAUGCGAUCAUUGGUACGGUAGUGUCUUCCCUUACUUUCCGGUUCUUGGAGAAAGAGAAUACGAGAUGUGGGGACAGGAGGGCGGGCUUUUCGAGCCUCAUCUCGACUGCGUUCCAGACACCUACGACCAGCCCAUGAGCUACUGGCGUCGCUAUCGCCUUCGCUACCGCUACCGCUGUGACUGUCGUUCCUUCGCCUGCCCUUGUUGCCUCACCCUGCGCUGACGUGCAAUGUAAUACAGUCUAGGUGACUAAGUAGAGAUUGGCUCAAGAGUGAAGUAGGUGACACGUGGAAUAUGCGCCGGGGAAUCGGUGACAUUGGAGACACAGUGGGGGAUGAC
Microstroma glucosiphilum is the source of this 719-nucleotide messenger RNA. RefSeq lists its product as hypothetical. The record is from RefSeq and is a predicted model, not a curated record. The transcript has a single exon. NCBI's taxonomy places the organism in Eukaryota, Fungi, Basidiomycota, Exobasidiomycetes, Microstromatales, Microstromataceae. The coding region runs from base 244 to 603 and encodes 119 amino acids.